Paralichthys olivaceus (Japanese flounder) is the source of this 689-nucleotide messenger RNA. Lineage: Eukaryota; Metazoa; Chordata; Actinopteri; Pleuronectiformes; Paralichthyidae. The record is from RefSeq and is a predicted model, not a curated record.
CACGUCUCCUACACGUGGGUUCAUUUGUUGGUCUUUGUCUCCGCAGGUUUUCACCUGGAGGGCCCGUUCAUCAGCGUGGAGAAGAAAGGAGCGCACUCAGAGCAGUUCCUCCGCACCUUUCAGUCCGGAGGGAUCGACGACCUGAUGGAGACCUAUGGCGGCCUGGACAACGUUGCCAUGGUGACACUGGCUCCUGAGCUGGCCGGCAGCCAAUCGGUGGUGAGGGAGCUCUGCCAGAGGGGCAUCACCGUGUCGUUAGGUCACUCGGUGGCCAAUCUGUCUCAGGCUGAGGACGCCGUUCACAGCGGAGCCUCGUUCAUUACUCAUCUCUUCAACGCCAUGUUGCCUUUCCACCAUCGGGACCCAGGUAUCGUGGGUCUGCUGACCAGCGACCAGGUGCCUGCAGGCAGGACGGUGUUUUACGGCAUGAUCGCUGACGGGAUCCACACCAACCCUGCCGCUCUGCGUAUCGCCCACAGAGCUCACCCCUCAGGUCUGGUGCUGGUGACGGAUGCGAUCGCAGCGAUGGGUCUCCCCCCCGGGCGUUACAAACUGGGUCAUCAGGACAUCGAGAUCCAGGGUCUCCACGCUUACGUGGCAGACACGAAGACGCUCAGCGGCAGCAUCGCCUCCAUGGACAUGUGUGUGCGACACUUCAAACAGGCCUCAGGUCAGUUUGAGCCACUCGG